This is a messenger RNA of Ylistrum balloti, 876 nucleotides long. RefSeq lists its product as uncharacterized. Gene Ontology annotation, cellular component: 90S preribosome; nucleolus; preribosome, small subunit precursor. Bases 197 to 814 code for a protein of 205 amino acids. The record is from RefSeq and is a predicted model, not a curated record. The transcript is spliced from 6 exons. Gene Ontology annotation, biological process: maturation of SSU-rRNA from tricistronic rRNA transcript (SSU-rRNA, 5.8S rRNA, LSU-rRNA). NCBI's taxonomy places the organism in Eukaryota, Metazoa, Mollusca, Bivalvia, Pectinida, Pectinidae.
UGUGGACAUACACUGGUGAAAUAUAGUGUGACAUUUGUGUGAUGUUCCAAGGAAGAUUUCAAAUUAAUAUCAUUGAAGUUCUAUAAUUGAAAAGAGGAUGUAAUUUUCACAAUAUUUUUAUAAGUCAUUGGCAUAUUUAAUGUACCACCCAAGUUGAUAAUUGACAUUAAGUGAUAAGAAAAACCAUCAUCACAAAAUGGGGAAAAUGAGAAAGAACCGUCAAAAGUUCCAUGCAGGGGCCAAGAAGAAUAGUGACAGCAAAGUAGAAAUAGUUGAUAUGGAAACUGACAUGAAGGUACCACCACCAACAAUGCCACAGGAGGAUGACAAUAUAUUCAAAGGACUAAAGAUUAACAAGGAUACCCUGAAACAAGAACUGCCAGACUUUGAUACUCGCAGUACAAUAACCAGCAAGUCUCUCAAAGGCCUCAACAUAAAGAAAAAGGACAAACAGAAACUAAGACAUGAACGGUGGAUGAAAAAGCUGAGUUCUAUAGACAAAGCCAAGAAAGAUGCCAAGGCAAAGAAGAAAAGACAGCAAACACCUGUAGUUGGUGAUAUUGGAAUCCUCGGUGAAGCUCUGCCUACACUUGAUCUUCUGUUAAAGGGGUCAACAGGGCUGAAGUCAAGUGACAAUAAAGAAACUACAAGGAAAAGUGUCCCAAAGGAAAAACAAAGACGAAAACAAAUGUUGAAUGACAUUUCUCUUUUCAAGCAAGUGUUAGCACAUUCUUCUUACAAAGAAAAUCCCACAGACACAAUCAAAGAACACUUGCAAAACAAACUCCUGCAGGAGGAGUCUAUGGACACGUGAAUCUUCAGUGAUACUUCAUGUAUAUUUUAAAAAAAGAUUACAGAGAAUGUGUUUGUUACAGA